Penicillium diatomitis is the source of this 1752-nucleotide messenger RNA. RefSeq lists its product as uncharacterized. Gene Ontology annotation, molecular function: protein binding. Lineage: Eukaryota; Fungi; Ascomycota; Eurotiomycetes; Eurotiales; Aspergillaceae. The transcript is spliced from 8 exons. The record is from RefSeq and is a predicted model, not a curated record. The coding region runs from base 1 to 1752 and encodes 583 amino acids.
AUGUACAACACGCAUCGCGGCAUGGUGCCUGCACCCAACUCCCGUCUGACGGAGUUGCUUGAUCAGCUGCGCCAGGAAUUCGAGAGUCAAUCCCGAAGCACCGGUGAAUAUGAACACCAGUUGACCGGACAGCUCCAAGAGAUGGAGAUGAUUCGUCAAAAGGUGUACCAGCUCGAGCAGACCCAGAUCAAGAUGAAGGCAGACUACGAGGCGGAGAUCCGAAUGUUGCGACACGAACUUGAGCAGCGCGGUGUUCAACCCGUGACUUCUCAUAUUGCGCCCUCGCAGCACAGCGGCCCCCAGGCGCAACCACCCUCAUUGGGCCACGGGCCCAGCAAUCUAUUUGGUGGCAUCAUGGCCAACCCAGCUGGUAGUGGUCCCGGCCUGGCUCCUCCUCCGUCCCAAGAACAGCAGCCUUCCCAACACACUCUCCAACAGCCUGCGUCGGCCACCCAGCCUGGAGCGCCUCAGCCUCCACAGAGUUUCCCCGGAGGUUAUCAGCCCGGUGGUGCUGUAAAUGGUUAUGGACCACCCCCUCCUCCUACAGCAUCGCCUGGGCCUGGAAAGGGUCGUCGAGUGCCUGGCCCGGCCACACCUCAGCAGACCCAAAUCGCCUAUCCCGACCCUCGCGCGUCUCCCCAGAUUCCCCGCCCCACACCCCCUACUCAAAGUCUCGUGCGCGCCGAUCGCCCGGGUAACAUGCUUGCCAAUUGGGACCCUGCCGAUCUUCCCGCCUCGCAAAAGCGGGAGGGUUCUGACUGGUACGCUGUCUUCAACCCCGAGGUUCAGCGUGUGUUGGACGUUGAGCUUGUCCACCAUCUCAACCACGAUAGCGUGGUGUGCUGUGUUCGUUUCAGCCGCGACGGAAAAUACCUGGCGACUGGUUGCAACCGCUCGGCGCAGAUCUUCGACGUGACGACUGGCCAGAAUGUGGCCACUCUGCAAGAUGAGAACGUCGACAAGGACGGCGAUUUGUACAUCCGCAGUGUUUGCUUCAGUCCGGAUGGCAAGUACCUUGCUACCGGUGCAGAGGAUAAGCAGAUUCGAGUCUGGGAUAUCGCCGCGCGCUCUAUCAAGCACAUCUUCAGCGGUCACGAGCAAGACAUCUACUCUCUCGACUUUGCCGGUAACGGUCGUUACAUCGCCUCCGGUAGCGGUGACAAGACUGUCCGUCUGUGGGAUAUCCUGGAUGGCAAGCUUGUCUACACCCUGAGCAUCGAGGACGGUGUUACCACCGUGGCCAUGUCUCCCGACGGCCAUUAUGUUGCAGCUGGAUCGCUGGACAAGAGCGUGCGUGUGUGGGACACCACCACCGGUUACCUGGUGGAGCGUCUGGAGAACCCCGACGGCCACAAGGACAGCGUCUACUCUGUUGCCUUUGCGCCCAACGGCCGGGACCUUGUCAGUGGUAGUCUGGAUAAGACUAUCAAGCUGUGGGAACUUACUGUUCCCCGAGGCAUGCAUCCUCACAAUGGUAACAAGGGUGGCAAGUGCAUUCGCACGUUUGAGGGUCACAAGGACUUUGUGCUCAGCGUUUGCCUGACCCCCGAUGGACAAUGGGUCAUGAGUGGUUCCAAGGACCGCGGUGUCCAAUUCUGGGACCCCGUGACUGGAAAUGCGCAGAUGAUGUUGCAGGGCCACAAGAACUCUGUCAUCUCGGUGGCUCCCGCCCCAACUGGCAAUCUCUUUGCUACUGGCAGUGGAGAUAUGCGUGCACGCAUCUGGAGAUAUUCGACUUACACAGGACGGUAA